This is a messenger RNA of Oncorhynchus gorbuscha (pink salmon), 4149 nucleotides long. Its product is annotated as F-BAR and double SH3 domains protein 2-like. Gene Ontology annotation, biological process: neuromuscular synaptic transmission; regulation of actin filament polymerization. The record is from RefSeq and is a predicted model, not a curated record. Gene Ontology annotation, cellular component: recycling endosome; neuromuscular junction. Bases 240 to 2366 code for a protein of 708 amino acids. The transcript is spliced from 20 exons. Gene Ontology annotation, molecular function: protein binding. Lineage: Eukaryota; Metazoa; Chordata; Actinopteri; Salmoniformes; Salmonidae.
CAUCUCUCCUCCACCGGAAACCCUGCUGUAUCGCAAACUUCGCUUUUAUGUUCCCGGAGGCAGUCGAUUUUCAACAGGACUUCAUCGGUGUGUUGAGUUGGGUCGUCAUGGCCGCCUGAACCAGACUAAAUUCACCCAGUGCGCGGUUCUCAUUCUGUAAUUUACAUACAAUCGAAAGUUUUUUUUGCGGAUUAACUUCAAUAUUUGUUAGGGGGGAAAACAUCCAUGUAAAAACUAACAUGCAGCCUCCGCCAAGAAAGGUCAAGGUUACCCAGGAGCUAAAGCAUACUCAUGCUGAGCAGAUGAGCAGACUCCACAUCAAACACCAGACAGAGUGUGACCUACUAGAGGACCUGAAGACAUUCAGUCAGAAGAAAGCCGCUGUAGAGAGGGACUAUGCCCAGGCUCUACACAAGCUUGCCAAUCAGUACCUGAAGAGGGAAUGGCCGGACAGCCUAUCAGAGGAGCCAAAAGACCACGGGAACAUGUACACGUUGUGGAAGGCAUACCUGGAGGGCAUAGUGCAUGUGAGCCAAACCAGGAUCACGGCCUGUGAGAACUACAGGAACCAAGUGUCGGACCCUGCCAAGACUGCCAGGCUGCAGAAGGAGCAGCAGCUCCGAAAGUGUAUUGACCAGCUGAUGCUGGUGCAGGCAGAGCUGCAGGACUCGGUGAAGGAGCUGGCUAAGACCAGGAAGAAGUAUCAGGAGACAGAGACCAUGGCCCAGGCCGUCAGGGACAAGGCCGAGCAGGACGCCAAGUCCAAACUGAGUCUCUUCCAAUCCAGGUCCAGUCUGCAGAGGGCAAGUGUAAAGCUGAAAGCCAAGAGGAGUGAGUGUAACUCCAAAGCCACCCAUGCCAGGAACGACUAUCUCCUCACGCUAGCUGCGGCUAACGCUCACCAGCAGCGCUAUUACGACACCGACCUGAUCGACUGCAUUAAGGUCCUGGAUGGGAGCAUCUAUGAGCAGGUGAAGGACUACCUGGUCUCUCUGUGCCAGAUGGAGCUUGAGUCCUAUCAGGCUGUUCACAACACUUUCAACAUCCUCCUGGAGAACUCCAAUGGGAUGAUGCAGGACUUUCACCAGCAGCAGUUUGUACAGCAGAAUCAAGUGUUCCACAGUACCCCAGCCAUCCUCUUCCAGCCCAUCAACACUGACACGGUGGGGCAGUUGCAGAAGGAGAGUGGCACAGUGGAGGAGCACAGUCUGGAUAAGGAGGCACGGAAGUGGGCGACCCGAGUGGCACGAGAACACAAGAGCAUCAUCCACAGUCAGAGGGCCCUGGAGGACUAUGGGACCCAACAGGGGCUUUCGGAGCAGAACCGCAGCGAGCUAGAGCUCAAGAUGGAGGAGGCCAGGGAGAACCUGCGGAGAGCAGAGACCGUGAAGCUGAAGGCAGAUGCUCGUCUGGCUCUACUGAGAGAGGCAGGCAUCACAGUGGAGACGUGGCUGAAGAGCGCCAUGAACCAGGUGAUGGAGGAGCUGGAGAAUGAGCGGUGGGCCAACCUCAAUGCCCAUGAUCUUUCACUCUCCGGUACAGGUGACCUAGAGAGGGAGGAGGAUGAAGAUAGUGGAGAGGUGUUGGACGACAGCAGCUCCAGCCCCUCCAGUACCCUCAGGAACUACCCCCUCACCUGCAAAGUGCUCUACUCAUACAAGGCGUCUCAGCCAGACGAGCUGACCAUCGAGGAACAGGAGGUGCUGGAGGUUAUCGAUGAUGGGGACAUGGAGGACUGGGUCAAGGCCAGGAACCAGACAGGCCAGGUGGGCUAUGUCCCGGAGAAGUACCUGCAGCUGCCCUCGUCCAACAGCCUAAUGAGCAUGCUCCAGUCUCUGGCCGCCCUGGACGCUCGCUCCCACUCCUCCAGUAACUCUACCGAGCCCGAGCUGGCCGAGUCAGAGCUGCACACGCCAGGCACACCUAUCGUCAACGGAGACUCCAGCGGUGUGUGCUUCGCCAAGGCCCUGUACGACUACGCGGGCCAGACAGGUGAGGAGCUCUCGUUCCCUGAGGGUGCCAUCAUCCGUGUGCUGAGCCGCGAGACCUACGAGGAUGACGGUUUCUGGGAGGGCGAGUUCAAUGGCACCGUGGGUGUCUUCCCUGCUGUGCUUGUGGAGGACCUUCUGGCAGCGGGUGGUGCCAGUGGAGACAGCGAGAAUGGCGACGUCUCAGGAGAGGCCAGCAGCAAUCCGCAGGCGUCCCCCGCUCCUCUUUCCGAGUGCUCUCCACAGAGUCCCUUCCUUCUGGGCCCGUUCCAUAGCAGCCCCCUCCUGACCCCCACUCUGCCCUCGCCCCAGUCCAGCCCCUCCAGUGCCAGCGCCUCCCCCCAUACCCCGCCCCCCCUCCAUCAACGGCCACCAUAGGCCACCGCCCGCACCACUCAAAGGCCACUUGCAAAGCACAAUGUCACUACCCUGUAGUGAUUUCUAUGCCAAGACGUGGUGAUGAUGACUGUCUGCCCCCCUCACCUUCAGGUCCUGCCCAGAACUCCACCCAGCCCCCCAGGUACCCAACAGAUGGUGGUGCGGGGGCCACCAUUCGACCUGUCCGCGCUGCCCCGCCGCCCCCCAAGCCGCAGCAGCCUCGUGGCCAGGUGAAGAAGAGGGAGGAAGUGGAGAUCACGCUGGUGUAACACCGCCGCCGAGAUCAGACCUGGUGGAUCCAGGUCCCUGACCGACUCUUUUUCUCUCUGGCUAGCUCCCUCGCCUUCAUAACUGGGCAUUGAGCAAAGGGGGGGGGGGCUUGCCUUGUUGUUCGAGCAAGAUAUCGCCAUUGGAUUACUAUUCAACUAAGUGUUACUAAUUUUGUGAGAGGAUUGUACAUCUGUCACAAUGUUUUUUUUUUAAACACAGCUAAAUUCCAAGCCAGAUCUCUGUUUGGUUCUUGGUAGAUUGUGUUAAUGUUGUCUCCGCACAUUUCAGGGAAAUUGACAACACGGUAGAGGCGGGUAUCACUCCUGUACCUGAAAUACGUCUUUAAAAAGUGUUUCCAACAUUUCAUAAACAAGGGAAAAGUGGCAAUUUUGGAGGGGUGUAAUUGUUUAAGAUAGGAAUAGCCCCAUUGAGGGAAAAAUCUGGGUCACACUGUGAAACUAGAACAAAACUGCCCCUGACAUGUAAAUUUACUACUCUUCUAAAUGUAUUUGUACAACUUCCUUGUGUUAACUUGGGACAUUUCAAGAUUGCCAGGUGCCGUCUAUAGUGUAUGUAUGAGUAAAUGUAGACUAUGUUUGUGCUACUUUUUGUUGUAAAAACAAAGAUCUAACUAUGUUGUCAUCAAUACUAAUCUAGGCGUAAACUAGCCAAUAAUGGUUGCUGGUGAGAAUAGUUUUUUUCAGUCAGGAAUGCAGACUGGGUCUCAGUUAAAGACUGAAAGCAUUGCAAGGUGAUUUGCAGUUGUGCAGUGCGUCCCUGGGUCAGACCAUGAGUCAGACGUGCCUUAAAGUUCCCGGAAGAGAAUCUCCAUAGUUCCUAAUUCCCCACAGGAAGUGUGAACUGACUGAAAUACUGAAGCACUUUUUUGAUAUUCUGUUAUGCUCUUUUCAGUAUUGCUGCUUGGUCUCUCUCGUGGUUGCUGCAUUGUUUGUCAACUAAUUUUUUUUUUGCUCCAUCUAUAUCGGUAUGAGUAUUGUUCUCCUUGUGAAAUGCAUUUGAUUUAUGUCGCCAAAAAAUAUAUAUUUGUUUACGUUGGGAGGUAUGAUUGAUUUUAUUUGAUGUAUGCUUUUUAAUUGUAUCAUUUAAAUAUUAAUAGUUUAGAGCUUUGAGAUGGAUAGCUGUGCAGCAAUUUUACAUUAAGGAUUAAAACAUACGGAAACGUAUAAAUUGUUGAUCAUAGGAAAUCAGGAAUCUGUCAGCCACGUUGCUGUGUUCUCGUUGAUCUCCUUGAGAUUUGAAUGUCAAACUUAUUUUGAAGUUUACCCUGUUAUAUUGAAAAAAAUACAUGUGGUUGUGAAAUACUUUGACACAAACAUUAAGUAGUUUGUCAUUAUGUUCCUGAUUUAUUUUCAGUAUCUUCAGAGAUACGGUAGAAACAAACAGCCCACUCUGAUGUAGCAUCUGCAGCAAUAGCAGAACAUCUAAAUUAUUUAAUUGGAUAUUAAGAUUUUUUUUUGUUAAAAUAAAUAUGGAAUAAAAUUGGCUGAAAUCA